Myzus persicae (green peach aphid) is the source of this 2717-nucleotide messenger RNA. RefSeq names its product general transcription factor IIF subunit 1-like. The transcript has 11 exons. Gene Ontology annotation, cellular component: transcription factor TFIIF complex; nucleus. The record is from RefSeq and is a predicted model, not a curated record. Gene Ontology annotation, biological process: transcription initiation at RNA polymerase II promoter; positive regulation of transcription elongation by RNA polymerase II. The coding region runs from base 102 to 1622 and encodes 506 amino acids. Gene Ontology annotation, molecular function: DNA binding; TFIIF-class transcription factor complex binding; RNA polymerase II general transcription initiation factor activity. Lineage: Eukaryota; Metazoa; Arthropoda; Insecta; Hemiptera; Aphididae.
GUGUAACGCAACAUUACGCUUGCGUUCGCUCUUCUCAGACCUUAGACGACGAUCCGACGUACGAAUUGAACGAUUUAAUGUUGUAAAUCUGACGGCCAACGAUGAGUUUUUCACAAAAAGUUGCCGGAAGCAGUGCUUCUUAUAUGUCACCAGCGACAAGUACUAAGGAAUUCACUUUAAAAGUAUCCAAGAGCUCUGAUGUAAAAUAUCAGAUGAUGAAAUUCAAUAGUAAUUUAAACAUCGACUUUGACAAAUGGUCUCAUGCCAAAAUGGAGAGAGAUACCAAUAAAGUAGAUGGAAAAAUUGCAGAAGAAGAUAUGCCUAAAUUUGGAGCUGGAAGUGAAUUUGGUCGCGAAGCUAGACAAGAAGCAAGGAAAAGAAGAUAUGGAGGUAACAAAAAAGUGUCAGAAUCUAGUCCUUGGACAUUGAAAGUUGGAGGGAAAAAAUUUAGAGGUGUGCGUGAAGGAGGAAUUACUGAUAAUUCUUCAUAUUACUUGUUUACUCAUGGAGAAGAUGGUAUAAUUAUUGCACAUAAACUAGAAGAGUGGUAUAACUUUCAACCAGUACAACGAUACAAAACAUUAACUUCUGAAGAAGCAGAAGAAGAGUUUGGAAGGCGCAAUAAAGUCUUGAAUCAUUUUACUCUCAUGGUACAAAAAAGACUCAAAAAUGAAGAAGAGGAAGACAUUGAUGAGGAUGAUAAAACUAAAGGAAAAAAAACACCAAAAAGUCGUAAAAGCAAAGAGCUCAAAAUAUCAGAAAUGGAAGAAUGGGAGGAAAGCGAAGAAGAAGAGUCUGAAGAAGAAGAACAGGACGAGGAAAAAAUUGAAAAGAAAAAGAAACAAAAACAAAAAAGCAAAGUCAAAGCUAAACCAAAAAAAAAGUCCAAAGGGUCUGACGAAUCAGCAACUGAAGAGAGUGAUGAUGGUGAUGAAGAAGGCAGAGAGUUGGAUUAUAUAUCUGAUUCUUCAGACGAUGUGUCAGACGAUGAAGCUAAAGUUACUAAAGAAAUGCAGGGAGUGUCAGAAGAAAAGGCUCUACACAGUCUCUUGACAUCUGAUGAGGACGAAGACGAAGACGCAGAGAAGAAAGAAGAAAAUAAAGAUGAACAAAAUAAUACUGAUGUGGAAGAAGAAGAUAAAACUAAAAAAGAAGAAAACAAACCUAAGCAACCCUCACCAAAUAAGAAAAAGAAGAAAAACACUGAUAAAAAAACAAAAAAAGAAACGGACUCAGAUAGUGAUAGUUCUGUGGACAGCUCAGAUAUAGACAGUGAGCCAAUUAGAAAGAGACCAUUUGGUUUUGUAGAUGGAAUGAAAAAUAAUGAUCUAAUUGGCUUUCCGGGUGAUUCAUCUAAUCAAAGCAUGGAACCCGCUCAUAAAAAAGCUAAAGUCGAAUUUUCACCAGUUACAAUGACUGAUACUCAUGGCAUAACCGAGGAGGCUGUCCGUCGAUAUUUGUCACGAAAACCAAUUACUACAACUCAACUUGUAACCAAGUUUAAAAAUCGUUCUAAUUUAAGUUCUGAACAAUUGGUUAGGAUUAUAGCAUUAUUAUUAAAGAGAAUCAAUCCUGAGAAAAAAAUGAUAAAAAAUAAAAUGUACUUGUCGUUAAAACACUAAAAAUCCUUACUAAAACCAUAUUUGAAUAUAGAUUUUUUUUUUUAUUGUACUUCAAUUGCUUAAAUUCUGCAAUCACACCAUGUCAUACGCACUAGUAGUCAAGAAUCUAGCUCUGAUCAUUGUUCUGAUGAUUUAAUUUGACUGUCUGUGUAAAAUGAUCUUCUCAUAGGUCAAUGGCUGAUUAUACUAUCUUAAAUUGUGAUUCAUAACAUUUUUUUAUUGUUAAUUUAUUUGAAUGUUGUCAAAUAAUUUUUAUCAUAAUUUUUAGUUAUUUAAGAAACGUGUAGUAUAAUUUGUUUACCCAAAUAAUAAUUAUAACGUUGUUUAAGAGGGUGCCAUAUUCAUAUUUGUUGUUUUCGUAUUUUAACUGUGUAGCAUAGUAAAUGUAUGUUAAGUAUUUCAUAUUUUUUGUACAAAUAAUAGUACUAAACAUAGCCAAUAAAUUUGUAUUUGUUUCCAUCUUUUAAAUAUGCAGCAUUCUAAAAUUAUUUACAGUAGUUCAUAUUUUUUGGCAAACUUAUGUGAAUUGCUGAAUAUAUCAUAAACAUAAAAUAUUUUAUACGCUUAUAUAACAAAGAAAAAUAUUAUGAAUGUGGCGUCCUCUUAGGUAAUAAUUACAUUUUAUACUGAAAAAAGCAAAUAUCAAUUAUUUUAUUAAGGUAUUAUUUUUAUUAUUUGUAGAAGCACAAUUUUUUAAAUGUUCAAAUUACUUAAAAAUAUAUUUUCUCUCCCUUUACUCAGCAUUUAUUAAAAAUAUUAUCUGUUAUUAAGAGGCCAAGUUAUGAUUAGAUUUCAAAUUAGUACAAUUAAUUUUUUUUAAUGUUUUUAUAAAAUUAAAUAAAUUAUAAGAGUAAGUGUAUUUUAUAAAUGUUUUAAUAGAUUCUAUUUGAGGUGAUUUUUGUAUCAAACAACACUUAAUUAUAAUAUGCAAACUCAACAUCAACUAUUGAUUGUUAAAUGGUCCAUCUACGUUUGAUAUUAGAAAUGUUUAAGCUUUUAACUAUUUUUGUAUAAGAAUUUCAGCGUUUAUACUCUUAAUUUUCAAAAACCAUAACUAUUAAAAUAUUACAGUUAAUUAAAAAAUUUUAAAAUCAA